AUGGAUUGUAAAACAUGUUUCGUUGUUGUAAAUGAGGAGGACUUAAUUAAUUGCUCUGCAUGUCGUGGCUCAUACCAUUACGCAUGCAUAGGAUUAAAAGAACUGGACUUUAAGAAAAUGUUACCUAUGAAUAAAAUUAAAUGGAAGUGUCCAUCGUGUAAAUCCGGUAAAAAAAAGGAUAAUAAAAACAGGCCCAACACACCUCGUCUGGAAUGCAGCUCAUCGCAAUCGCAAUCUAUGAUAAACAUUGAUGCAAAUGCCAUUAUGGAACAUUUUGACGGUAGGUUUAGUGCGUUGCAAUCUGCCAUCGACUCCCUGAAAUCCGACGUUAACGACAAGUUAACAGGACUAUCAGCUACUGUUAAUUCAUGGGAGACUAAAAUGAAUGGCUUUGCAUCAUUAAUUGCUUUGAUAAAUGAACAGAUUUCCGAUCUUAAAGAGGAAAAUGAUAAGUUGAAGCAAGAUCUCGACCAUAUCCGAUCAAAAGUGAGGGAUAUUUCUGACUGCAAUGAUCGCAAUGACCAAUGGGUUCGCCGUUCAAACAUACAAAUAAAUGGGGUUCCUGAGAAAAAGGGUGAAAACCUUUUAAGCUUAGUGAAGUCCCUAGCGCAAAAAUGUAAUUUUAUAAUUAAUAUAGAUAGUGAUGUUGAUUUCGUAACUCGUGUGGCGGUUAAGAAUGAUGCGGACAAUAAAACACCGAAGCCGAUUAUUUUGAAAAUGCAUUCGAGAUAUAAAAAGGAUGAUUUUCUAUCAUUGUUACGUAAAUUAAAGAACUGUACCGCUAGCGAUAUUGGUAUUACUGGGGCACAGAGUGGCUAUAAGAUAUUUUUCAACGACCAUCUUUCGGCAAAAAAUAAGCAUCUUCUCAAACAAGCGAAGCAAUUGGCGAAGGAGAAAGGCUACGUCUACUGCUGGGUUCGUAACUGUUCGAUCAUGGUGCGCCGCAGUGAUCAAUCGCCAAUUAUACACAUCACGUCUGAACGCUCUUUAAACAAAAUUGUAUAA
Messenger RNA from Parnassius mnemosyne (clouded apollo), 1005 nucleotides. The record is from the annotation of a GenBank genome assembly. Lineage: Eukaryota; Metazoa; Arthropoda; Insecta; Lepidoptera; Papilionidae.